GCGAAAGGUGAUGAACAGCCUUAAUACUAACGAGGAGUAUUCGCACACAAUCGUCUUUACGAUUAAUAGCAGUCUGAUUCAUGCUUCCUGCUGUUGCCAGCCCUGAUUCAUAGGAUCAUGGUUGACCGAUUGGUAAACAGUGAAGCCAAUGCAAGACGCAUCGCGAUGGUGGAAAACUGCUUCGGCAGUUCGGGCCAGCCAUUGGCAGUACCUGGAAGAGUUCUUGUAGGAGAAGGCGUAUUGACAAAAAUGUGCAGGAAGAAAGCCAAGCCUAGACAGUUUUUUUUAUUUAAUGACAUAUUAGUAUAUGGGAACAUAGUAAUUAAUAAGAAAAAGUACAACAAGCAGCAUAUUAUACCUUUGGAGGAAGUGAAACUUGAAUCUUUAGCUGAUGAUGGUCAGUAUCGCAAUGGCUGGCUCAUUAAAACAGUAACAAAGUCGUUUGCUGUUUAUGCUGCUACUGCAACAGAAAAACAAGAAUGGAUGGCACAUAUUACAAAAUGUAUUGAGGAUUUAUUAAGAAAGAGUGGUAAAAAACCAGUAGAAGUUCAUGCAGCAGUAUGGGUACCAGAUAAUGAUGCACCAAUCUGUAUGCAUUGUAAAAACACACAAUUCACGGUUUUAAAUAGACGGCAUCAUUGUAGACAAUGUGGUGCAGUUGUAUGUGGUCCUUGCAGCAAUAAAAAAUUAUUAUUACCUGGACAAGGAAAUGGGAAGGCCGUCCGCGUAUGUUUGCAGUGUUAUGAUGCAGCUAGUAAAGUUAAAGCAUCAACUCCAGUCAAUAUUGACAGUAUAAACAAUAAAGAUCAACAACGUAAUUCCGCAGACAGUUCAGGAGGUGAUAGUUCUGGCGACGAAGAUGAGGGAAAUAAAGAUGAAAGUCACGAUGAACCUAAAUUUUAUUCACCGCUCGCUCGAUGAAGAUGGCUCAAUGAAAAAACAAAUGUUUAUAUAAAAAAUUGUUAAGAAACAUAUUUUAAAAUGCGAAUCAUGUUAAGUUCAGAUUUAUACUCAAAUUUAUACUAAAUCAAAUUUUUUGAAAAGCUUUUAAAAGCAUUAAAAUUUGUAAAAAUGGAUAGAUGUCUUUUUUACAAAUAAUUCAUAUAAUAUUUAUAAAAUUAUAACACACGAAUAAUUCAUGUAUAAAUAAUUUAUUUGAUAGUGCUUUUGUGAAACACUUUUAACCUUGAAUUUACAUCGGACUUUGUGUUAAACAAUUUUAAAACACCACUUUAUAUGUUAUCGUUGUAAGAGAUAUUUUUUUUAAAGUAACAAAAUUGGAAUUAUUUUGAAACAUUUUCCUUUAUUAUAUAAUUUGUCAUUCCUAUCAUAGCAAAUAAAUGAUACCAUAUAGUGCCUUUCCAUAUAAAACAUUCUUGUUAUAUAAUGAGAUAUAAAUAUUAGAAAGUAAAUUUUAUUCCAAAUUACUUUCGACUUUAAUUACCAGUUUCCGUUUUCUAAUGAAAGUUUAUCAUUAGAAUGUUAUAGAACACCACAAGUAGAGAUAAUUAUGACUCAAAAAAUAUAUAUAUAUUGAUUUAACAGAUUAAUUGUGCUCUAUAUGGCAAUUAUAUGUUCACAAUUACUUCUGUAUAUUGCUUUUUAGAUGAUUAAAUAUAUAAGAAUGAUAUUGCGAAAUACAAUCACACAUUUAUUCUUGUAAGUAAUAUUUUCACGGCAAUAAAAAAAUGUGAUGUGAUUGAUACUAUCGGUAAUAAAUAUAUAUAAUGUAAAUUUAUAAUUUAUAAUAAUUAAAAAAUAGUUAUGAUGUAUCAUUAAUAUUAUGAGGUUGUUACAUAAUUUCUAUCGUAUUUUAUGCGCUUGUCAAAAUUCCUUCGUCAAAAUAAGUGAACGAUUUUUUUUGCAUCCUUGAGAUCAUCUAUUAAAUAUAUAUUUAUCUUUUUUUUUUUAAUUAUAUCAAUUUUAGUUUUUAUCAAAAAAUACGACAGAAAAUAGGCAACAACUUAAUAUAAAAGACUUGAAAGGUUUCACUUUUUGUCUUAUAUAAAAAAAAAAAUAAAAGAACAGAUAUAUUUGUUAUAACGUCAAAGUAUUUUUGAACUGCCGCAAAUUAAAAACAAGAUCUGUAAUAUCUUAAUAUUUUACUACAAACUUUGUACAGUAUAUAUUUGCAUGUCUUGAAAAAAUAUUUUUAUUAUAAAAUCAAUAACAAUAAUAAUAUUAAUGUCAUCAAAUAAUAAUAUUAUAAUGUAUUAUAAAAUGAAUUGUAGACAGAUAUAAUAUGAUGAAUAGAAAAAGUUAAACAAAUAUGCAA
Molecule: messenger RNA, 2275 nt
Organism: Vespula pensylvanica (western yellowjacket)
Lineage: Eukaryota; Metazoa; Arthropoda; Insecta; Hymenoptera; Vespidae
Gene: rush
Product: pleckstrin homology domain-containing family F member 1 homolog
Exons: 8
Coding region: 118-921 (267 amino acids)
Cellular component (GO): early endosome
Molecular function (GO): metal ion binding; phosphatidylinositol binding
Source: RefSeq, a predicted model, not a curated record